AUGCAGAAAAAGAUCAUAGUCAGCCCAAUCGUUCGGAAGAAGAUCAACAAGAGCAUUAGAGACACUCAAGAUUAUGUUGAUUACAGUAAUUUUUCAAAUAAAAAUGCUAGAAGUCCAGUCAAGAGGGCUUUUAUAAGAAGAACCAAGCUGAAUCAUAGCAAGACUGAGAAGUCUUCCUCACACUUCCCUGAGAUUAACAAGUUAUCUUCUUCAGGAUUCUUUUAAGAAGUAUCUUGACAAUAAGGCUAAAUCCCGUCGAAAGAAUCGUAGCACAGUCAAGAAGAGGGAUAUCUCUCUUGAUUCUAAAGAGCAAGCUAGUGGUUAUAAUAUCAGAAAGAAGACACCAGAGGUCAGACAGUCUUUUGGAUACAAGACCAAUAAAAAUAUUGUAUCCAAGCUCAACAUGUCUUUUGGUAAUAAUAAAACCUUCUGAAGGGUUGCCAGAAUUAAAAACCGCUGACCCAGUACCAAAAUUGACAGAAUAAACGUUCUCACAAACAUGAACUUAAAACUUAGCAUUGAGAACAAAAUGAUCUUCGAAAACUUAAAGAACCUUAACACUGAGAUAAAGAAGUCAUCGAAAUAAACUGAUACACUUGAACUAUAGACCAAAGAUGGUGCAGAAGGUUAAAGAAAAGAACUUCUUUAUUAAUGUCAAUAGGGGUUAUCAAGAUGAGAAUGAUCCUUAUCGAGAAUCAGAGAAUUCAGAGUAUCUUUUGACGAAAGCGGUGUGGCAUGGAGCUGAUUUUAGAACUCCUGCUGAGAAGAAUAAGCAAAGAAAUUUGAUAGAUGAAAUUGUCAGAAAUGGGUUCAAAGAGUUUCAGAAUAUCAGAAAAUCUAAGUCUAGGGGGAAAGCUGUUCUCAAGAAUAGAGCCUGUCUAGAGGAAAUGAUCAAUAGUGAGCCUAAGAAUCCUAGCAAAGAAAUAGUUAAUGCAAGCAUUGAUUCCUUUGGAAAUCCAGAGUUUGUCCGAAUAAAAACACCAGCUCAAGAACCAAAUUAUUACCAGCAAAGUAGUAACGAUAUAACGUCAGUUCUGGAUGAAGAUAUUAUGGUUCAGAGUGAUGAGUGAAUGCCACCAGGACUUACAUUUACUCCUGAUGUCAUUGUAUCAGACUACUCCCAAGAAAUAGAAGGAAUCAAAGACCAUUCAAAUCCUAUAUUUAUGCCUCAUCAAAAGAAAAAGAGUCGAGGAUGAUCGUUGGCUCACUUAGACACUCCAUGCUUUGACUAGAAAUAA
Molecule: messenger RNA, 1238 nt
Organism: Moneuplotes crassus
Lineage: Eukaryota; Ciliophora; Spirotrichea; Euplotida; Euplotidae
Source: the annotation of a GenBank genome assembly